This is a messenger RNA of Gavia stellata (red-throated loon), 6957 nucleotides long. It is a transcript of the gene MCM3AP, whose product is annotated as minichromosome maintenance complex component 3 associated protein. The record is from RefSeq and is a predicted model, not a curated record. The coding region runs from base 1 to 5529 and encodes 1842 amino acids. Gene Ontology annotation, biological process: mRNA export from nucleus. Lineage: Eukaryota; Metazoa; Chordata; Aves; Gaviiformes; Gaviidae. The transcript has 28 exons. Gene Ontology annotation, molecular function: nucleic acid binding. Gene Ontology annotation, cellular component: cytoplasm; transcription export complex 2; nucleus.
AUGAACGCCGGGGGCCCCUUCCGCGGGCCGCCCGCCUUCCCGCCGCCGCUGCGCUUCGGGCAGGCCGCCGUCUUCGGGCAGGGCGGCGCUGCCGCCGGCCUCCCCUUCGCCCCCGGGCCUGCCGCCUUCGGGCCGCCCUACGGGCUAGGCCAGGCGCCGGCCUUCGCGGCGGCGGGCAGCAGCGGGGCCCCGGCGGGCAACGCGGGGUUCAGCUUCAAGCCGCCCACCAACCUGGGCAGCUUCCCGGCGCUGGGCGAGGCGCCCGGCGGCGGGACCUUCGCGGCGCCCGAGUUCCGCUUCAAGGCGCCCGAGAACGCCGCUGCCGCCUUCAAGCCGCUGGCGGGCGGCGAGGCGGAGAAGGGCCCGGCCGCCCCCGCCGCCUUCACCUUCUCGCCGCCUUUCGGCUUCGCGCCCGAGGCGGGCCCCGAGGCGGCGGCUGCGGCGGUGGGGGAGCCCUUCUCCUUCUCGCGUCCCGCCGCCGCCCUGGGCCGCCCGGAGGAGAAGGGCCCGCGGCCGCUCUUCGAGGAGCCGGGGGAGCCGGCGCCCAAGGGCCUGAAGCGGAAGGAGGAGCGGGAGCGCUCGCCGCGGCGGGCGGCGGCGGGCGGGCGGGCGGCGGUGGCGCCGCCGGAGAAGCGGGCGGUGCUGCUGAGCCGCCCCCGCGGCGGCGCGCUCUUCGGCCGCACGCUGCAGGAGGUGCUGCGCAGCCAGGGCCGCGGGCACCGCGACCGCGGGGACGCCGCCGAGCCCGAGCGGGGAGCCGCCGAGGAGCCGCCGCCGGCCGAGGCCCGGGAGUCCCCCCGGGAAGAUGCCGCCCCCGUGGCCCCCGCCCGCCGGGCUCGGGGCAGCGAGAGCACGGAGGGGCUGGGGGGCCUGUCGCCCGGCGAGCUGACGGCCAUCCAGUGCAAGAAUGUCCCCGAUUACCUCAACGACAGGACGGUGCUGGAGAAGCACUUCGGCCAGUUUGUGAAAGUCCGGCGGAUCAUGACCAGGCGCAAUAAAAAAAUGGCUGUUGUCCACUUCUUUGAUCAUGCCUCUGCAGCUCUUGCCAGGAAAAAAGCAAAAGAAUUACACAAAGACAUAGUAACAUUUUGGCAAAAGAAGAAAACAAGUCCAGCGAAGAGAGAAUUUUCAUCCAAGGAGAAGAAAGCAGGUGAAGAUGAAGGAAGGCAAAGCAGUGAAGAGCAAAACUAUCAGCAUUCCCCUCUUCGAAAACCUUUAAUAAGAUCCUCUGCCAGCAGUGUCAUGCCUGGUAAAAGUUCUCCAGCAAAGAAGCCUGGUCUUCGAAAAGCGCUGCAGUUUGAAGCAGAUCUGUUUGAUUCUAGUUCUGAAGGGCAGAGCUCAGAGGCCUUGGGAGCUUCAUUGUCAUCUCUUGGUAACCUGGUAGGAUUAGUGGCCGAGACAUCUGAAGAAAGAUACCGUCUUUUGGACCAAAGGGACAAAAUCAUGCGACAAGCUCGAAUAAAAAGGACCGAUCUUGGCAAAGCAAAAACUGUUGUUGGCACUUGCCCAGACAUGUGUCCUGAAAAGGAGCGCUACAUGAGGGAGACGAGAAACCAGCUCAGUAUCUUUGAAUUGCUUCUAGGAUCUGACAAGGUAGAUCAUGCGGCAGCAAUCAAGGAAUAUAGCAGGUCUUCAGCAGAUCAGGAGGAACCUUUGCCCCAUGAAUUGAGACCCUCUGAGGUGCUGAGCAUGACCAUGGACUAUUUAGUGACAAACAUUAUGGAUCAAGGAGAGGGGAACUACCGAGAAUGGUAUGACUUUGUCUGGAACAGAACUCGUGGAAUAAGAAAGGAUAUAACCCAGCAACAUCUCUGCAAUCCGCUGAUGGUGUCUCUGAUUGAGAAGUGCACUCGGUUUCACAUCCAUUGUGCUCACCACUUGUGUGAAGAGCCCAUGUCCUCCUUUGAUGCCAAAAUCAACAAUGAGAACAUGACUAAAUGUCUGCAGAGCUUGAAGGAGAUGUAUCAGGACCUGGCUAACAAGGGGAUUUACUGCAAGAGUGAAGCAGAGUUCAGAGGUUAUAAUGUCUUGCUGAACCUCAACAAGGGUGAUAUUCUCAGAGAAGUACAGCAGUUUCAUCCAGAGGUUAGGAACUCUCCUGAAGUUAGAUUUGCAGUUCAAGCUUUUGCUGCCUUAAACAGCAACAACUUUGUGAGGUUUUUCAAGUUAGUGCAAGCAGCUUCCUAUCUGAAUGCCUGUCUGUUACACUGUUAUUUCAACCAGAUUCGUAAAGAUGCUCUCAAAUCUCUCAAUAUUGCCUACACUGUGAGCACCCAAAGAUGCACAGUGUUUCCCUUGGAUCACCUGGUCCGCAUGUUACUGUUCAAAGAUUGUGAGGAAGCAACCGAUUUUAUAAGUUAUUAUGGCCUGAGUGUAUCUGAUGGUGCUUAUGUGGAACUGAAUCGCUCAGCUUUCUUGGAGCCAGACGGAUUACCCAAACCACAUAAAUCGAUGUUUGUCAGCCAGAAGCUAACUGUCUCGGUUGGGGAGGUUGUAAAUGGUGGGCCGUUGCCCUCGGUGCCUCACCACGUGCCUGUGUCCAGCUUCAAUGGACAGAACAAGUAUACUGGUGGAAGCACCUCUGUGGAUCAGGCUAGUAGUAGCCAAAAAUCCAGCGUGGAAGCAACAGAAGGAAGAGUGGAGAACAAAGGUGUGGAUUUAGAUGCCGCAGCAGUAAGAGUCCAGCCCCCAGCUCAUCUUCUGCCCUCAUUGUUACCUCGUCAGCUUGUGCCGGUGCUGGCUCCUGUGCAGGCACUCUCCCAACCUGCUGGACAACCUGACCCUCUCUCUUCAAAGCCUCAGCCUGUCUACACAGACACAGACAUUGCUGAAGUGGUGGACGGGCUUGUGCAUGAUGUCCUCAAAGGAGAGUGCAAAGAAGUUGGCAGAGCAGGAGUGGCUUACGUGGCUGCCGCCAUCUGCACCUCGGAGGCCACUGUGGAGGAACUUCUGACUGAAGUGAUGGGGGAGAGCCUCAGACAAGUGGCUGGAAGCGUGCUUAGUGCAGAAAAGGAGCGUGUCAAAGAAGAAAGGCGCAGAGUGGAGGAAGAGAGGCAAAAGCAGGAAAGAGAACAGUUAAUAAAGCAGUUGAGCCAGUUGGUGGGUAUGGAGUUAAUGGAAGAAGUAAUAAAGGAGAGUGUUCAAGAAGUUUCAGCCAAUGAGUUAAAAUGUGCCUUAGAAAGAGACCAGCAAGCCCGUAUUGCCCGGUGUUCAGAAGAAGUCUGUGGUCACAUCAUGGACCUCUUUCUGGAGGAUGAGAUUUUCCAGAUUGCUAAGGAAACCCUUCAGGAGCUCCAGUGUUUCUGCAAGUACUUGCAACGGUGGAGGGAGGCAGUGGCAGCUCGAACAAAGUUGAAACGUCAAAUGAGGGCAUUUCCAGCUGCUCCCUGUUGCACGGAUCCAAAAAAUAAACUGAAAGCACUGUCCCCCAGUGCAGAGUGGCCUAUAGCCAUGGAGAACUUGUGCAAGAGAAUUGUAAACCUGGGGAACGGAGGAAAGCUGGGAAUCUCUUGCACGAGAUUGAAUUGGCUGAGAAACAAGACAGCGCAUGAAAUAAAAGUUCAGCACUUUUGCCAGCUAUUGUUAAGUGAUUUAGCUUGGACUCCCCUGGAUCUUGUCUCGUUAAUCGCUGAACAUCUUCCAGUUCAACAAGAACAGGUUUUUUGGAAGGUACUGUUGGUUUUGCCAAGCGAUGAGGAAUAUGCGGAGGGUGAUCCCAACAGGGUACUGGUGGAUUGGUUGAAAGCCAAAUUUAUGGGAGACGAAAGCUGGGAGAAAAAUGCUUCAGAUACAGAAGGUAGAAUUCAAACACUGACGCUAUUUAGUUCUCCUGGCACGCAAGGGAGCGGAAGCAUUAAAGUCAGUGUGUGUAUAAAGGUGGUACAUGGUGCGCUGUCCGACGCUGAGCUUGAUACAGCUGAGAUGCAAAAAGACUUGCUUGGAACCAGCGGUCUCAUUCUUCUCCUGCCCCCUCGAGUUAGGAGUGAAGAUGUUGCAGAAGAUGAUGUUUAUUGGCUUUCAGCUUUGCUGCAGUUGAAACAGUUGCUUCAGGCCAAACCUUUCCACCCAAUAGUUCCCCUGGUGGUUCUAGUCCCCAGUCAGGAAGAGGAGGCCACAGAGAAAGAAGUAGAAGAAGGUUUGAUGCUGCAGGACUUGAUUUCAGCCCAGCUUAUUUCAGACUACACCAUUGUUGAGCUCCCAGGUUCUAUCAAUGACUUACAAGGCACCAGAAGGAUCUCUGCGGCUGUGGGCUGGCUGGUUUCCCAGUGCCCUAAUUCCCUUGAGCUCUGCAGUCAGACCCUUCGGGAGUAUAUUGAGGAUGGGAUUGAUGGUGAAUUUGGCAAGCGCUUCUACCAUGACUGGAAGGAGAGGCGUUUAGCUGGCCUGCCAUCUCAGGAGCCUGGGGUCAUCAUAGAGCUGUACAACAGCGUGCUGCAGUUUCUUUCGGACGUGGCAUCCUCAGAGCACCUUUGUGACUUGUCUUGGCCUGUUACUGAGUUUUCAGAGCCUGGGGGUAACAAGCUGUUGCCCCACCUGCAGUGGAACAUGGCUGAUCACCUGGCCUGGCUGAAGAAAGCUGUGCUGUCCUUCCAGAUCCCGUACCUAGAUCUGCCUCCAUUAGGUGCUCCUUGGCAUCCUGUUUGCUGCAUGAUUUUUCAGUAUGUGUCUCAGAUUGCUAGUUCUUCCCAUACUCAACCACUGAUCCAGUCUCAAGUGGAGAAUCUGCUGAGCAAAACUUACCAGAAGUGGAAAACCAGAACAUCUGGGAACUCUGAUAACGAUGGACCUUCUGUUGAUGAGAUCCCUUGGGAUGAUAUCUUGGCAGUCUGCAUUGAUCAUAAACUGAGGGACUGGAAACCACCCAAGCUGCCUAUUGCUCCAGAAGCAGUAAGUGAAGAUGGUGAGAUUCGUGUGUACUUCUUCAAGGAGCAUUUAAAGAACUUCGUUCUCCCUCUUUCAUGGGAACAAGCCAGACUGCGCACGCAGGAGGAGAUCCGGCAAGGCCACGAGAGGUCAAGGGUAAAGUCUCCCAACUCUUUUAAGAAACCCUAUAGCAUCUCUGUGAUGCCAAGUCAAUAUGGUUCUGGCAUGAGCAUGCUAUCAGGUCAAGAAAAGAGCAUUCCCAGUGCAGAUGAAUUCACAGACACAGCCUCGGCCCCAGAGCUUCUCUCAGAGCGUCUGUUGGCGCAGUUGCAACUGGAGAAAAUAGAAAGCAGGAGGUUUGAAGAACAGUUGCACCAACGUCUAGCUGAGGACAUUGAGCCCCUUGGUGAUUUCGUAGGUCUUCCUCUCUACCUCCCCCAGUCUCUGGUCUCCACCCCAACUGUCACCCGUCCGUUGAUGAAGAGUCCCGUGUCAUCUGCUCAAGAGGCUGGGAGUCAAGAGGGAUGCAAGCUUUUGGUGGAUGAGCUAAGCCCCACGCUGUCAGACAGACUGAAACACUUGCAACGGCUCCUCAGAGCUAACAAGGAGGGUGAGGUUGCCUCUGAGCUCCACCUAUCUGCUCUGGUGGAUAUGGUAGAUAUUUGAGCAGAGCUGAGAUACAUGUGCAGACCGAGAGACUUGGUGAAGAAAUCCAGAUCCGGGUGAUUGAACAGAUAAGUUCCUGGGGCAUGUUCCAGGAAAAAGCAGGUGUCCUCCUGGGAGAAGAACACAGAGCAGACCUGGGGCCCGGGCCCUUCUCAUGUGGCUGCCUUCCACAGAGAUGGCGUGUUGUGGCUCCCUGUGUCCCUUUGGCCCGUUGCUGAGCUCUGGCUGGUCUGGGCCUCCCUCCUUUUCUGCUUCACAAGCAUGGAGACAAGUCAAAUCGUUUUCUUGGAAAGCCUUAUAUUGACACUUUGGUCAUUUUUCUUUCUACCAGCUCUCAUUGUGGGUAAAUGUAGCUUCACUAGGAGAAAGCUAUAAGGUAGCAGGAGCCCCUGGGAAGGUCAGAGCAAUUGCUUUCCAUAGUCACAGUCCCGAGAUGUUCCAGCUCUGCGCCUGCUUGCUUCGUGCAGAAGCUACCUCACAGCAGCACUGUGGUUUGAAGUUGCUGUUUUGCAACUGUUCUGUCUGACUGUUCUGUCAUUCUCGAGUCGGUGCAGUGCUUGGCCAUGUUUUGUACUUAAUGAUGCUCAGUGCAAAUCCAGAAGAAUUUUUGUGCUGCUGGGCCCAAGUUUUAUUGUAUUGAAUAUUUACGGCAUUAAAACCAGAUGAGUUGCUUAUUCCACAGAUUAGUUGUCAUGCUGGAAAGCAGGACACUUUCUUCAGUCUUCUGUAAACAGCUAUGGAGAAAUGAUUUUCCUUUUUUGGAAGAGCAGAUUACCUGCAUUCUCCAGUAUUUAAAAAGCUGUGGCUUUGGAAGUUGAAGACCUUUGUUUCUAGUUUAAUACUGAUUCCCAGUAAAUAGUAGGAAGACGUACUUCAUGUCUGCAGUACUCCUGUACAAGUCAUCUUCUUUUCUAAUACAAUAGCAGCAGAUUUUUCUCAGACAGAAACUUCUGCCUGGUGGAAUAAAAUUACUGCAGCUUCGGCAGUAAACACUGAUUAUCUUGCCUGCCAGAGACCAGUUGUCUGACUUGCUUCUAAUUUCAUUUGAAAUUCUCAAUAGUCCAAAACUCAGCUGCCUUCCAAAAAAGUAAUUUUAUAGUUGGGUUUUUUUAUAGCAUUUAUAUUAUUUCUCUUAAAUCUAGAAUAGCAAUAGUAGCUUGAUACUAACUUGAAAUAAGAGAUUUAAACUGAAGAAAUGAUGCUUUGAGGCUGUUCACACUUUUGUUGGGCUGAGUUGUGUUAACUUUGACUGGUUGCGUGCAAAGCGAAGCCUGUGUGCUGCUCUCCGCUAAGCUUUACCCCAGUGCUGCCGUUGGUCUUCUCACUUUACCUGGAAUUCCCCUGUAAAAACCCAAAACUGUUUUGGGACGCGGUUCACACCGUCUGCUGUAAAUGUGUUUUGUACCUAAUAAAUUUUUGGUGGCUUGA